AUGAUUAAAAUCGCAGUUUUAGGUGCUGGGGUAAACGGGAUAACUUGCGCAUUGAAAAUUAAAGAUAAAUAUCCAAAUUUCGAUGUAACAAUAUUCUCAGAGAAAUUUACACCAGAUACGACAGGAGACGGUUCAGGAGGACUGUGGUAUCCAUAUCUUUGCGGAAACACAACUCAAGAGCAGCUCACGAAAUGGGGUGGAGAGACGUAUGCUUUCUUACAUGAUUUGUGGUAUCAAGGAGGCAAACAUAUUUCUGUUAUGCCAAUGUACGAACUGUACAGGCAGAAGAAGGAGCUACAACGGCCGCUGUGGGCGGACUUAGUGUUCGGCUACAGGGAACUCGACAAGACACAACUCGAUUAUUUGAGUCGAAUGCAUUCGAUUAAUUAUGCAGCCGGUCGAACUUUUACAACGUUUAUCAUUCAAGCACCCAAGCUUAUAGAAUAUUUAUACAUAAGGUAUAAACGCUUAAAGGGUAAGGUGGUAAACGCCAAGUUGGCGUCAUUGUCGGAUCCCAUUCUUCAUAACUUUCAAGUGGUUAUCAAUUGCACUGGGCUCAGCGCGAGAGACAUCGUGCCGGACAACAGAGUGUUUUCUAUACGAGGACAAAUCGCAAGGGUUAAAGCUCCUUGGCUUAACUACACCAUUGUUGACGAAGACAGCGGGCAUUAUAUUAUUCCGAAUGACGCAAUUUGCGUGCUAGGUGGAACUCAUCAAGCGAACGAUUAUAGGACAGAAAUCGAUGAUAGCAACACUAAAUUCAUAUUGGAUGGAUGCCGUCAAAUGAUACCGGGACUGAAGGUGAUUGAAAACACGUUAUGA
Messenger RNA from Parnassius apollo (apollo), 822 nucleotides. Lineage: Eukaryota; Metazoa; Arthropoda; Insecta; Lepidoptera; Papilionidae. The record is from the annotation of a GenBank genome assembly.